This is a messenger RNA of Juglans regia (Persian walnut), 613 nucleotides long. RefSeq lists its product as uncharacterized. The record is from RefSeq and is a predicted model, not a curated record. The coding region runs from base 32 to 613 and encodes 193 amino acids. Lineage: Eukaryota; Viridiplantae; Streptophyta; Magnoliopsida; Fagales; Juglandaceae. Gene Ontology annotation, molecular function: protein dimerization activity. The transcript is spliced from 3 exons.
UUCAUAUUAGAUUUAAAUUCCUAUAUUUUUCAUGGAAAGUGUUGAAGGAUCGACACCCGACUUUGAUAUUUUACUAUGGUGGAAGGUGAACUUAAUCAGAUAUCCGAUCCUUGCCAAUAUGGCUCGAGAUGUGUUAGCUAUUCCCAUAUCUACUGUUACUUCUGAGUCGGCAUUUAGCGUUGGAGGUCGUGUCUUAGAUUCAUUUCGUAGCUCAUUGGCCCCAACAACAGUUGAAUCUCUUAUUUGCACACAAAACUGGUUAAUGGCUCCCUCCAUUAAUUAUGACUCCCAAGAUGUAAUGGAAGAUGCUGAAAGCUACAAGUUAGAAACCGGAUUCUUGGAGACAUAUUCAUGGGGGCUUACCACACAGGAUUCUUGGAGUUGGAGACAUAUUCAUGUGCAUUUUGCACUUUUUCUUGCUUCCUAUUUAGAGGAUAAUAGUAAUGUCGUUUGUAUAUGCUAUACGGUGCUUCUAGAGCGAGGAAGCAUUGCCUCAAUUGCAGAACGCAUGCAGGACUACCAAGUCAUUGCAAUGGUUGUUCUCUUUGGGCCAAAGAUGAAGCACAUUCAGAACCAAGUUCAAGAAGAUGUGAAGAAGAUAAUGAGCAGUUAA